AUGCGAGCAUACCCGACCAGCGCGAUCGGCGCCGUGAUCACGUUCCUGGCAGGGUUCGUGGCGCACGACUUGCCCUGGCCCGCGCUGGUGCACGAGGCGAGCGACCUGCCUUCGCGCAGCGGCCCUGGCCACGAGCUGGAGGCCAGCUCGACGAGCAGCACCUCCACGAGCACCAGCACUGUGCUGGUCUGCUCGGUAUUGGUGACGUGCAGUGACGACCCGGGCUGGACGCACGAGCGUGUGUUGUUGUGGCCCCACAAUGAGGCUCGCACUAGCUGGCAGAUCUACACGCCCGGCAACGAUCUGUAUGCCGAGGACUUCGGCGACUACGCAUCGCUCAUCCCGAUGACGGGGCGGAGGCGGUAUCCCCCGGGUGUCAGGAACGUGGUGGCGUUCAACAGGCCGCUGCAGACGGCCGAGCUGGUCUCGCUCAUCAAACGUGGUCGGGGCGAAGCCGUCCUCGAGCACGGGCCGCCAGCGAACGGCUGGUGGGCCGGCGCCGGCCAGGAUUGGCUCGGAGGCAGGAUGGACAUCCCCGCGCCGACGGCCGUGGAGGUCCCUCGCGUGCGGCGCCGCCUCCGCAAGAAGGGCGUGGAGGACAGCAAUUUCGGCCAGAUGGUGCCCCUCUCCGCGGCUGCCAUCCUGCGGGGCCGCUAUGGGCUCGACAGGGAUGAGAUGGGCGAGUGGCGGCUCAUAGAGUAUGUGGAGGACGAGCAGGCCAACAGCUGGCAAGAUGACAAGCUGACGGCGGCGGAUCGGCAGCGACCUCCCCGAAGCGGCCUCGGGGAUCGGCUCUUCGGCGGUGGCGGAGGCGGCACCGCUACGCCCCCUGCGGAGCCCACGGCUGCGGACGUCGUAGCUGGCCCUGGCGAGGAGCAGGCUGAGGAUUUACGCACGUGCUGGAUCGAUGUUGACGAGACGGGCUCGAGGUUCAAAGAGUGGCGCAAGGUAGUGCAGGAGAGCUCGCAAGAGGUGUUCUCGGACUCAAGCCUGCGCGGGCCGCCGGCUUGCCUGGAGGUGUGCCGUAAGAUGUAUCGCCACGGCGGCACGCCCAAGAUCUGGUUCCAGGAGUGGUGCAAGGAGACGGGGAUCUCUCGCCGGGACCGCGCCGACCACGAGGUGCAGACUCUCAUCGAGCGUUUGUACCUCGCGGGCACCUACGGCCAGGUGAACAUGGGAGCGCUGGCGUCACUGGAAGUGAUCGCCCGCCGGCUGCUGCAGUAUACGGAGGCGUACUCACACAGUGCCGACCACGCGAACUGGGCGGCGGCAAAGCAACUGGCGGGGACUACGAACCCGCUGGACCUGGUGCCCGAGGCGCUGCGCAGCUACGCCAGCCGGCUAAGCAAGGAAGAGCACGAGCUAGAGGCGUUGCGGGCUCGGGCCAAGACGCCUACGGCACCUUCGGCUGAGGGCGGUCGUGGCGCUGCGGCUGCCGCGCUGCCUCCCGAGUGGUGCGAGGGGCUCAGCGCGGCGCAGCGCCGGCGCUGGCUGCGGGGCGGCAACGCUGCCUGCGAAAGCUUGAGUUACUUGCAUGGAGGCAUCCACCGAGGCGGUCGGGCACCAGUGAGCUCGGCCAGCCAGAUGAAGAUGGACGCCAUUUCGGCGGACGCGCAGCAGCGCGUCUUCUCGGCGGCUCGCCAGUGGAUAGACGUUGACAGCGCCGUCAGUGAGGAGGAGGCCUUUGCCAGGCUUCUUAAGGGCAAGGCGGGGUACGCCCCCCUUGGCUCGACCAGCAUGGGCUCCUACGAGUACUCGCGGGUUAGUUUGCCAGACAGUGUCGUGGACGCGCCGUCGCUGGCCUCCAUGUUCCCCGCGCAGGCAAGGCAAUACCUCGAGGAGCUUGCUUCCAGGAUGCUGCUGCCGCCUCGGGAAGCAGCCCUAAUGCGAGAACUUGACGGACUACCUGGUUGUCACACCGAUCCUCUGUUGCUGCAACGGCCGCGGAGCUAUGGGAAGUUCGUGCGGCGAGCGCUCUCGAUAGGUCUAGUCACUUUGACACGGAGGCCUAAGAGCGUGCUUGGUUUAUUUUUUGUGAAGAAGAAGGAUGGGGCCCGCCUUCGCUUCAUCGUCGACUGCAGGCGGAGCAACGCCUUGUUCCGCCCUCCUCCUGGGGUCGACCUGCUGUCGGGCGAGGGGCUCGGCCGCGUAGAGAUGCCCAUCAUGGGGGACUCCGACUUCGCCGGGCUCUGCGCGGUGCUUGGCGUGGGUGACGUUGCCGACUGCUUCCACAGGAUGAAGAUGCAGGGCGACAUCAGGCACUAUUUUUGCUGGCCACCGCUGGAUGCUGCUUUGACUGGAAAGACACUGGUUGAGGGGCGCCCUGUGCACGCUGGCGAGCAGGUUUGGCCGAUGAGCCAGAGCCUGCCUAUGGGCUUUUCUCGGUCCUUAUACUUCGCCCAGGCCGCCGACCAGCGCAGGCUCGAUCGACAGCCGUCGUUGGCGGGUAGCCUGCGGCUGAGCGAUCGCGGGCCGCCGCUAGUCCUUGGACAGGGCGCCGCGGGCUCGGAGCCGGGCCAUUACAUGUGCGUCGACAAUGCCGGCGUGAUUGGUGUCGACGCAGCGCGUGUGGCAAGCGCGUUGCAGGAGGCCCAGCGUGAUUUCGAUGGCGAUCACCUGAAGUUCCACGAGGUCGAGGUGCUGCCAGAAGGGGGUCGUACCCUGGGCUGCUACCUCGACGGCAGGCGCCGAGCGACCCGCCCUACUGACGAGAGGUUCGCCAUGGUGCGGAAAGGGUUGAGGUGCCUCUUGAGGAGACGCAAGGUGGCCGGCUGGCAGCUGGAGAUGGUGCUGGGGCACAUGACCUUCAUGGCCCUGGUUCGCCGCGAAGUGCUGUCCAUCUUCCACUCGGUAUAUGCUUUUGUGGCGCAAAGCUACCACGCCUUCUCCGUGCUGUGGCCCACCGUGCGCGACGAGCUGAACUGCUACCUGGGCAUCAUGGUGAUGCUGGAGUCGAGCUGGACGAGGCAGUGGGCGCCAGUGGUCUACUCCUCCGACGCCAGCCUGUGCGGCUACGGCGUUGCGGAGGCCUGCUUCGGGGCCGAGGCCGUGGCGGAGGUUGGCCGCGUGUCGGAGCUGGCGCGGUGGCGGCUGGGUGCUGGGCUGGCGAGGCAGCAUGCCUUCGAGUGCGCCGGCUUCCUCUUGGAUAGCGAGACCGGCGAGGUCGUCCGAGAUGAGGCGGGGGCCCCGAAGCGGCUGGACGCCGAGCUCCAGCGCGUGCUGGCCAGCGAGCGCUGGGAGCUGGACCCGAGCUUCCCGGAGGUGCCCAGCUGGCUCCUGCACGACUCGCAUUGGGCCACGGUCAUGGCCGAUCGGUGGGCGUUCGCCGACGAUAUCCUUAGACUCGAGGCACGAGCGCUAGUGAAGGCUGCAGCUCGUGCCGCGCACUGCCAGCCUGUAAAAGAAUGCCGCUCUCUUUUGCUAGGAGAUAAUCUCGCUGUCGUGUUGUGUUUUUGCAGGUUCAGGUCCAGGGAUUUCCGGCUUCUAAUUCAGGUCUGCCGUUUUGCUGCUCUGUGCCUUGCUAGAGAGAUUAAGUUUGUUGUUCGUUGGAUCCCGUCUGAGUUCAACUCUGGCGACGAGGGAAGUCGAAGGUUCGAUCCAGCCUACGAUGCCCAGAAGUCCUUCGUUACCCAUCUUGGCUCGAACUCGCUGUCACCCCAGGUCCCUGCGAGCCCCGUCGAUGCUCCCGCGGCGGGGGCCCGUGGCAGGAGAGAGCAGUCGGCGGCUGACGCUGAGCCGACCUGCGGUGCCGACGCCAGCCGUCCCGCUCGAGACGGGCCGGAGGUGGACUCGGACGCUGGGCAGCCCUGGCCGCCGACUGGAAGGCCCCGCUCGGUGGAUCAGAGCCGCGGGCUAGCCGCGAGGCUGGUGCUGGAGGGCGCUACCCGACCGCCGCGGCAGAGCUCAGUAGCUGCUUGCUUGCGGCUGAGCCCCGGCGAACCCCGCCUGGCCGACAAGGCCGUUGCAGGCCACGGGGUUGCCGAGGUCGCGGCGGAGAGCGAGAGCGUCGUAAGCAGCGACGCCGAGGGGCCGCCGGCUGCUGCGCGCUCCCGAAGGCGUUUGGAGCCGCGCGGGAAGGCGCAGCUCAGGAAGGCGAUCGGGGCGCUCGAGACCGCAGAGUCGGGCAGGGACGACGUGAAGUUGAGCGUCGGCUACCCCGGGAAGAGAUCGGUGGGGACGGGCACUUUGGAGACCUACCGCCAGUGCGUGCUCGCAUUCUGCGCCUGGGCCCGCUGCUGCCUCGCAGCCCUGCCCGAGCUCAUGGGGCUCGACGGCCAGCUGGUCGAAUGCAUGAGCGAGAAGUCCUUGACGGGCGUCGAGGGCUGGCGGGGCGGGAAGCUGCUGGGCGGGCUGAUGUUCUUCCACCCGGACUUCGGCCGCCUGGGUGGGCUACAUCUACCGAGAUCACUGCGCUGCCUGGGACGGUGGGAGGAGCUUUCACCAUCUCGAUCUCGGAAGCCCUUGGUGUCCGCGAUCUGGUCGGCGUUGGCAGUGGACCCCUGCCACCUGGGGGCGCCCCUGGUAGGCGCGAUGGUGCUGAUCAUGAUGCUGAGCCUCACGAGCGGCCCAUUUCUAGCGCCGACGGAGCAUGCAGUGCAGAUCUGGAUUGUAUGGCUGUUUCCAAGGGCUUGGGUGGCUCUCAGCAAGGUGGGGUCAGCGGACGAUACCAUCCCUUGCGAGUCAGGACGUCUGCCGUGGACGUGUCACAUCUUCAAGGCCUUGAAGGAUCGUCAGCCUUCCCAGCCCCUCCUGGACUUGAGCUACCCGCAGUACUCGACCCUCUUCCGGAGAGCGGCCACGCACAUCGGAGCCGAC
Prorocentrum cordatum is the source of this 4815-nucleotide messenger RNA. NCBI's taxonomy places the organism in Eukaryota, Dinophyceae, Prorocentrales, Prorocentraceae. The record is from the annotation of a GenBank genome assembly.